AUGGAACAACUCGAGACCGCCCUCCGUCCGGUGCUGCAGCCCAUCACCCAGAACCUCCCUGGACCAAUCCGCGACAUUGGUAUCUCUCUCCUUGGAAACCACUGCUACAAGACUCUCAUCCACGAUGUUCAACUCAGCGAUGCAUCUUGCUUCAAGCUGGCCAUUUCCAAGGGCCUCGGUAUUGGUAUCAUCGGCGCAUCCGCCGUCGUCAAGAUUCCUCAGCUUCUCAAGCUCCUGAACUCGCAGUCAGCUGCCGGUUUGAGUUUCCUGGCCUACGCUCUCGAGACCAGCUCAUACCUCAUCUCGCUCGCCUAUAAUGCUCGCAUGGGCUUCCCCUUCAGCACCUACGGUGAGACGGCUUUCAUUGCCGUCCAGAACGUUGCCAUUGCAGCUUUGAUCCUUCAAUACAGCGGCAAGGGCGCAGCUGCUGCUGCCUUUGUGGCUGGUCUGGCUGCUGCUGGCUACUCGCUCUUCAGCCCUGGCAUCAUCGACAUGAAGACCAUGGGCCUUCUUCAGGCCGGAGCUGGUGCUCUGGGUGUUGCCAGCAAGUUGCCCCAGAUCAUCACUGUCUGGCAGCAGGGCGGCACCGGUCAGUUGAGCGCUUUCGCCGUCUUCAACUACCUCUUCGGCUCCCUCUCCCGUAUCUUCACAACCCUCCAAGAAGUCGACGACAAGCUCAUCCUUUACGGCUUCAUCUCUGGCUUCGUCCUCAAUGCCGUCCUCGCCCUCCAGAUGAUCUACUAUUGGAACAGCGCCCCUAGCAAGGUCAGCGCUCCUUCGCACAAGCUGAACGAGUCGGGAAGAAAGGAGGCUAUUGCCAUGACCACAAGCGCUGAACCCAAGGGCAAGGGCCCAAGCACUCGCAGAAGAGGUUAG
Molecule: messenger RNA, 876 nt
Organism: Aureobasidium pullulans EXF-150
Lineage: Eukaryota; Fungi; Ascomycota; Dothideomycetes; Dothideales; Saccotheciaceae
Product: mannose-P-dolichol utilization defect 1 protein
Exons: 2
Coding region: 1-876 (291 amino acids)
Source: RefSeq, a predicted model, not a curated record